AUGGGAAGCUUAGACGAAACACUGACUGUGAAUUUCAUUAACCGUGAUGGAGAAAAGCUGACAGCCACAGCCAAGGAAGGGGAGAGUCUCCUGGAAGUGGUUAUCCGCCAUCAUCUGAAUAUUGAUGGGUUUGGUGCAUGUGAGGGGACUCUAGCAUGUUCUACCUGCCACCUCAUCUUUGAUAAAAAUGUCUUUGACCAGUUGGACCCUAUUGUUGAUGAGGAGAUGGACAUGUUGGAUUUGGCUUUUGGACUUACAGACAGGUCUCGUCUUGGCUGCCAAGUUUGUAUGACGAAGGCUCUGGAUGGGAUAACAGUGCGAGUUCCUGUGGAUGUUUCUGAUGCCAGAAGAGAUAUAGAAGUUGGAAAGCAAAGCAAACAAUAAGUUGCUGAGUGAAUACUUUCACCUGCUGAAUGUGCCUAGAAAUCCACACGUACCACAGAACAAGAUACUGCAUCACCAUCUUUUUUUUAGACU
Molecule: messenger RNA, 477 nt
Organism: Bombina bombina (fire-bellied toad)
Lineage: Eukaryota; Metazoa; Chordata; Amphibia; Anura; Bombinatoridae
Product: adrenodoxin-like
Exons: 4
Coding region: 1-384 (127 amino acids)
Biological process (GO): P450-containing electron transport chain; positive regulation of oxidoreductase activity
Cellular component (GO): mitochondrion
Molecular function (GO): 2 iron, 2 sulfur cluster binding
Source: RefSeq, a predicted model, not a curated record